UCCGAUGCACGGCUCGCAUCCCAUUUCCAGCACGGCCGAGCAGCAAGAUGGUGGCCAGCGUUCGUUGGACCGCGCUCCUUUUCCUCCUCAUCGUUUUGCAGGCCCUGACUGCUGUUCACUCUCAGGAGGAAGAGGAAAUCCUGCAGGUGGAGGAGGAGCUGCAGGAGGAGGAUCAGCAGAUCCAGGAGACGUGGACCGCCAGGAACGUGCAAGCGUGUACGUGCGACUGCGAGGCCGUGGCGCCCACCGGCCUCCGCGAAACUGCCACGCCCACCUCGCCGCCUGAGCCGUCUCAAGGCCGACCGCUGACUUGCAUGCCGGAGUGUCCAUACCACAUACCUCUGGGCUUCGAGUCCGGCUCGGUGACGUCGAACCAGAUCAGCUGCUCCCAUCAGGACCAGUACAGCAGCUGGUACUCCUCUUGGGUCCCCAACAAGGCCCGGCUCAACAACCAAGGCUUUGGGUGCGCGUGGCUGUCCAAGUACAACGACCAGCACCAGUGGCUGCAAAUCGACCUGCAGGAAGUGGGCGUGGUGUCGGGCAUCCUGACGCAAGGUCGCUGCGACUCGGACGAGUGGAUCACCAAGUACAGCGUCCAGUACCGCAUGGUGGAAACGCUCAACUGGGUCUACUACAAAGACCAGACGGGAAACAACAGAGUCUUCUACGGAAAUUCGGACCGCUCGUCCACGGUGCAGAACCUUCUGCGCCCGCCCAUCGUGGCACGCUACAUCCGCCUGCUGCCUCUGGGCUGGCACACCCGCAUCGCCGUACGCAUGGAGCUGCUCAUGUGCAUGGGCAAGUGCACCUGA
Messenger RNA from Hippocampus zosterae (dwarf seahorse), 812 nucleotides. RefSeq names its product retinoschisin-like. The transcript is spliced from 6 exons. The coding region runs from base 48 to 812 and encodes 254 amino acids. Lineage: Eukaryota; Metazoa; Chordata; Actinopteri; Syngnathiformes; Syngnathidae. The record is from RefSeq and is a predicted model, not a curated record.